AUCACGACGUUCGCGAUAGUCGCGACGGUCGCGGGCGCGCGCGCGCACCCGGGCCUCGUGCUCCUCAUGGGCGCGGCGAACCUCGUCGCCGACGCGCUCUCCAUGGGCAUCGGCGACUACCUGAGCGAGCGCGCCGAGGACGAGUACGUCACGUCGGAGUGGCGACGGGAGAAGGACGAGCUCAAAGACGGCGGCGCCGAGGCCAAGAAGGCCGCGCUCGUCGAGUCCUACGCGCGCGCGGGCCUCGCGCGGGCCGACGCGACGCGGUGCGUCGACGCGCUGGCCACCGUCGACGACGUGCUGGUCGCGCACACGAUGAUGACGCGGCUGCAGCUCAUUCCUCCCGACGAGUGGACGGACGCGGCCGCCGAGGAGGCGGCACCCGAGGAGGGCCUGAGUCUGGCGGCGAAGAAGGGCGUCACCACGGCCGCGUCCUUCGCCAUCUUCGGCGCGACGCCCCUCGUGGCCUACUACGCGACGGUGUCCCUCGCCGCCGCGCCGACGCCGGAGCUCAUGUUCGGCGCGUCCUGUCUCGUGACGACGUUCACGCUCGUGGCCCUCGGCGCGGCCAAGGCCCGCCUGACGGCGCAGCCCGCCUGGGAUUCAGCCCUGGGCAUGGUCGUCAACGGCGGCGCGGCGGCGCUCGCCGCGUACGUCAUAGGGCAUGUGCUCGAGGGCUUCCAGCACGACGACGGCGCCGUAUCAUCCCCCAGGCCCCGGCCGCCGCGGGAGGACACGUGCGCGAGCGGCGAUUGCAUCAAUGACGCCGCGCCGUCGCUCAUGUCGACGGUCUUCGGGUCGCUGGGCGUGUCCGCGGAGACGGCGUCCGUG
Aureococcus anophagefferens is the source of this 831-nucleotide messenger RNA. RefSeq lists its product as hypothetical. Lineage: Eukaryota; Pelagophyceae; Pelagomonadales; Pelagomonadaceae. Gene Ontology annotation, biological process: intracellular manganese ion homeostasis. Gene Ontology annotation, cellular component: membrane. The annotation marks the transcript as partial. The transcript has 2 exons. The record is from RefSeq and is a predicted model, not a curated record. Gene Ontology annotation, molecular function: iron ion transmembrane transporter activity; manganese ion transmembrane transporter activity.